AUGAUGCUGAACAGGGAGGGGAACGGCGUCGACCAUCCGGGCCUGAGCGAUCGUUUCUACACUGGAGCCGGUGUUUCGCUGCGAUGUAUGGCGACGGAAUUCGGCGGUUAUUCCGCCGUGCACCCAAUUACGGACACAAUCCGGGGGCACAUUUCUGUGUUUUUACUGUGGUUCCGCAAAUUCCGCGGCGCCGCCGACGAGCUCAUCGUCGACCCAAAAUCGAACAACCGAAUUUCCGAGUUGGCCAGCGCCAAU
Messenger RNA from Mesorhabditis spiculigera, 255 nucleotides. The record is from the annotation of a GenBank genome assembly. NCBI's taxonomy places the organism in Eukaryota, Metazoa, Nematoda, Chromadorea, Rhabditida, Rhabditidae.